Messenger RNA from Erpetoichthys calabaricus (reedfish), 1195 nucleotides. RefSeq lists its product as uncharacterized. The record is from RefSeq and is a predicted model, not a curated record. NCBI's taxonomy places the organism in Eukaryota, Metazoa, Chordata, Cladistia, Polypteriformes, Polypteridae. The transcript has 4 exons. Bases 160 to 612 code for a protein of 150 amino acids.
CUGUUCAGCCUGCUGCUGUAAUCAGCUCGCCAAUCAGCUGCUUGGCUUGCAAAUACAGUACCAGAAGAGCCUCACUCAGGCUACAGUUUACAAAUGUGACAUUUGUCAGAGCUGCAGCCCAAAGUGCCACACGCAUUCCUUCUGAAUGCAGUCAGAACGAUGGGGAACUGUCACCAGAAAAUCAACAGGAAGGAAAAACCUGCAGAAAAAGGAGAAGAAACAUUCUAUGCAGAUGUAAAACCUCUGGAAAACACGAUGCCCAAAGAAGAACUACUUUAUGCUACAAUUGAUCAUGGCAAUCCUUCCAAAACUGACCAGCCAAUCAAAUUUGAAGAUGAUUCCUGUGCUUAUGCUCAGGUCACAGGUCCAGCAGCAGUAACGAUAAAGAACUCCAUGGAUGACUGUGAUUAUGCUCAGGUUACAGUGCCAGCAGCCAAAACAAUAAACAACUCCAUGGAUGACUGUGAUUAUGCUCAGGUUACAGUGCCAGCAGCCAAAACAAUAAACAACUCCAUGGAUGACUGUGAUUAUGCGCAAGUUACAAUACCAGCAGUAAAAACAAAAAACAGCCUUGUGGAAGACUGUAGUGAUGACUAUGUUCUAAUGGGCUAACUGAUAGAUAGAUAGAUAGAUAGAUAGAUAGAUAGAUAGAUAGAUAGAUAGAUAGAUAGAUAGAUAGAUAGAUAGAUAGAUAGAUAGAUAGAUAGAUAGAUAGAUAGAUAGAUAGAUAGAUAGAUAGAUAUGCUGUAGGGUAUUUUAAAGAUUAUGAAAUACUUUCUUCUGACUUGACAGCUAAACAUCUUGCACCAGUUCCGACAAUUAUAGCUCUGUUGGCAAAGAAGACACAAAUUAUUUCAUGUCUAUUUGUUGAAAAACAUUAAUGAUAUGGACCCUGUUGUCAAUAUAGUCUUUUUUGUUUUUUAUUUUUCAUAUUAUAUUUGGAAAAAUAUAUAUGUUCAAGAAAGAUUCUGAGACUCUUUAUGCUUUGUUGUGAAGAAAUCCUUUGACUUUGAAAUAUUUUUUGCAAGUAAAUUUUUGUGUUUUUGUAUUGUAUUAAUUAAUCAUUAAUACAAUAAUUAGGAACUUCCAUUAAGAUCUGAGAUUCUAUAACUAGAGAAUCCAGUAUGAAUAGUUGUGUGCACUAUUGUUAUUUUUAUACUAUAUUUAUUUGUCAAUAAACAUUUUCCAUAUCUUA